Molecule: messenger RNA, 1092 nt
Organism: Protopterus annectens (West African lungfish)
Lineage: Eukaryota; Metazoa; Chordata; Ceratodontiformes; Protopteridae
Exons: 4
Coding region: 43-813 (256 amino acids)
Source: RefSeq, a predicted model, not a curated record
UGAGCAUAGACAGAAAGACUGGAGGAUUGCAAAACUGAGGCCAUGAAGAACUUCGGAGUCCCUUUAAUGAUAUGGCAAAUGUAUCUCCUACUGCUGCUGAUUGGGUCUGGAGAUUCCGACAUCCAAGCCGAUGAAGAAGAUCUAGACAUGGAUGCACUUAUGGAAAGAUAUGGAUGGAAUGUAGAUGACAGCCUGGAAGAAGAGGACCGUGAGAAUGAGUUUGAUAAAAAAGAUCUGAAGGGAGAUGACAAUCUAGUUGAAGCUGUGGAAAAUGAAGAGAGUAUAGAAAAAGGAGACCUGAAGCAUGAGGAUAACCAGGAAAAAAGGGAGCUAGGACACAUCACAGGCAAAGAGACUCUGGGAUACGAAAACAGUGUAGAGGACUCAAAAUCAGUCAACACUCGGUGGUUUGGUUUUGGGACAAAAAGAAGGUGCUACUGUGAAAUUGUCAGCCUUAACUCCUACAAUAUUCCCAAACAACGUCUUUAUAUUUUUGAAACAAUCAAGACCAAGAGGAUGUUAUUUUGUACCAGGAGGGUAAAGCAGUUCUGCAGAGCAGCAUGCAUACGCAACUUUUUACGUUUCGUCAGCAAGAACUCUUGUCUGGUUGACCAACUAUGCCAUGGUGGCAGAUAUACUGAUAAGCCACGCAAGAUUGGCCUGCACCUGUCAACUCGACGUUGUUUCAGACCAACACUCUUAUGGAAGAGCAAGUACCAUGUCAGCUGUAACCAUGCCUUGCAUAGCCCAGCAGGAAUUGAACUAUUUCAUCAUUCCGUACAUCCCGAAGUAGAGCUGCAUAAUUCUGAAUAAGUUAACUUCAUUUUAAAUUGCACUUUGUAUGCUUUUGUAAUGUCCAUAUUUUUUAAAUGCUGUGACCUUCUACAAACAGAAUUUUAAUAGUAGUAACCCAAGUCUCUGUCUCUUUUUUUCUUCUCCCAAUAGUUAGAAUUUAUAGAAUACCCUCCCCCAUAUAUCUCAGUAGAUUUGAUCUCAGUAUCACAACUCAUUCUGCCAGUGUGGUGAACAUUGAAUUUAUAGCACACACACACACACACACACACACACACACACACACACACACACACACAC